CACAGCAUGUCGUUAUCGGUGCAAUUACUGAAAAAAUCCUUGUUCAAAUUGUGUUUACCUGACGCCCAAAAAGAUCAUUGUGAAUCACUCACCUGCGACUGAGACCUUGGUUCUUCUACGGUUAAAAAACGAAAUAUCCACACCGAUGGAGUUUGAAUGAUUGCGGCAAACACCAUUGAUUUCUACCAUCAGCCAACACUCAUUUUUAGCCAGGUGCUAGUCCUUCAGUUUCAGGAUUCAGCUCAUUACGCCUCUUUGGAUUAAUGUGCUGAGAACUCGAUGGCUUUCAUACAAAUAUGAAUAGCAUUUGGCUAACCGUGUUUUGGAACAACUCCCGCAACACUUGGUUAGCUGUCGAUCGUGGAAAGGAGCUAGGCAAAAGCAAUGUUGUAUAUAAACUCCCCGUAUUUCCGUAAGAAUUACACAUUCGCACAUCAGCAGCUUUAUAAGUAUUCAACAAACUUGGUUUGACGCUGAAGAUGAAGAUCGCCUUGAUGUUCCUGAUAUCGAUGCUGGUCGUCGGUACCCAUCCGUAUUUCCAUGCGCAGCUUAGGGAAAUGCCUUGGUUUUCACCACACGCUCCACGGCCCUUUAUCGAUACAUACCAACCAUUUAUUGUUUACCUCUCCAAGCCUGAUUCUCCAACAUUGUACUCGUCAGAGGAUUUAGCUGCAGAGAUGCUGCAACAAGAUGGCCGUGUGUUUCAGGGACACGCGGACAGUGAACCGGAGUUCCAGGAGAAUUACAACGCAGCAGACUCUCAACCGAGGGUGAAGUCUUCGCUCGAGGAAGCGAAGCCUCGUUUUUUUUUCGGCUUGCAACAAGCCACGUUUACUAAUCCUUUUUAUAAAACGGCUACGUUCACCGUGUCGUCGACUAUCACAGUUAGCAGUCUCGUCAGGUGUAUUCCAGCAGCAAAUUUUGCAAAUGUUGCAGCCCGAGUAACGCCUUGCCGUCGCAAACGCAAUCUGCCCGAAUCGCUCGAAACAGCUGAAAGCCCAGUUGCUAUUGCCCCGUCAGAACCAUUAUUGACGGCGGCAUCCUCGCCUACUGGCCAAAUGCAAGAAAAACGUUUGCGUGUCACGGGACAGGACGCACACGAUGUGAUCAUGUCGUCUAAAGGCGAGGCUGAAACCUUCGAAUCUGCAGCAGCGCACGUGAACUUGAGAAGCAAGCGUUUCUUUUUUCCCAACAGAGAUGCGUAUGUUGCAUCUACGACAGUGACUUCGCUGAGUAUAUCCACAACCACGACGACCGUAACAGCCAAUCCCACAGCUGCUAAUGGCCUUCUCUGCUUACCCAACGGCUACCGCGUUUGCUAAGCAGCUUUGUUGCUUAACUUUCAAUGUUUUAACCACGAUAUCAUGCAUUAUCCUCUA
Molecule: messenger RNA, 1379 nt
Organism: Daphnia carinata
Lineage: Eukaryota; Metazoa; Arthropoda; Branchiopoda; Diplostraca; Daphniidae
Exons: 5
Coding region: 480-1322 (280 amino acids)
Source: RefSeq, a predicted model, not a curated record